CCAUAACUGAGCCUCGAACGGAUUCAGCUUUGUCAAACCUGUAAGGGAAUCUUUCCAAAACGAUUCAGUAAUGGAUUUGUGUUUGUUUGAUGUGACGUUAGUGUAGUUUUUCCUACAGGCUUUAAGCCUGGAAUCCCCCGGCUACUGUGAGAGAUGCAUCACAUCAUUAGUUGUGAAACACGAUUAAUAGGAAACGCUUGCAGUGACUCUAAUUGAACAGUGCUGAAAUGUCAGGGGGCUCUGCUCUCCACCAAUCAAAUCAUCCACAUCCCCCUUGAUACUGGACACAUGGAACGGUGCCAUCCCUCUCAUCCUCAUCUCACAUCCACCUGGAGACACAUUCAACUGGCUUUCUGAAGCAGACAUCUUGUUAUAUCAGUGCUUAAACUCACAUUCAGAGAUAUUUUUCCUGUACAAAUGAGCAAUCCAAUUCAUCUUAAAAUGCGGCUGGAUCUCCUGGAGAUGGCAGACCUGCCUCACAGAUGCCAUGGCAACUUUCCCCAGAGGCGGGCCACCCAGUUGCCACGGGUAGCCAAGUGUAGAGUAGGCCUACAGCUGGGCCUUAAGGGCAUGUCAUCUGAGACUGGUUCAAAUUCGGCAACAGCAGCAGAGGAGCCAAGCCUCCCAGCAGAACACCCCUGCAGUGGAUUCUGUGAGAUGGAAAAGGAGUCAAACAGGUCUUGCAAUGGAAAGACCAGAACGAUCGCUCCUUCAUCUGAAAAACGACAUGGACGACCUGGAAAAGAUGUAGCAGCUUUAUUGAAGAGAAUAAGGAUUCACCCAGAGGCCCAAAGGAUUCUGGGUAAUUCCUGCAUAGCUGUAGUGAGCUUGGAGCGUCUGAACUUCCAGUCUGUGUCCUUAUCAUUUCUGCAGCCUGUGGUUUCUCUGGUACGACUGCCAUGCCAAACACAAGCCAAGCUCCUCAGUGAUGUCUCCAGCUUGGACCGUCCUCAACAGAAUGGAGUCACUCAAAAUGAGGCAAAGAUUUUGGAGAUGAGAGAAGUGUCACCUCAGUCUAAACCAGCAGAUUCGUCUGAUUUCAGCCAACCAGAAACCCCAACCUCCUGGACUGAACCGUACUGUCCUGAUAGCUCCCCCUCUGAAGAACCAGAGCAGGACUCAGGCUUUGACUGUGAAUCUAAUCCAGAUCAGCCGUAUAUCUUGUUUGAUUCUGGAUGUGAUGAAUGGGACCCGGAUGCCAAAACUGAUUCAGAGACAUUUUAUCUGGAUCCAGAUGUAGAGAUGGUUAUCCAACUGGAUCCAGAACCAGAAGCAGAACAGUAUCAAACCCUGGAGCUGGAGGAUGAAUCUGAAGCUAAAUGUGAAGUGGAUAUAGUUGAAUUGGACGACGAUGAGGAUCAAAGACCCGAUCUUUGCUGCUCACAGGAUGAGGUGGACUCUAUCCAGCAGCCUGAACCUGCAGCAAGGACUGAGGAGGUGGAGAGUGAAGAUUUCUGUGCUGUGUGUCUUAAUGGAGGAGAUCUGCUCUGCUGUGACUGCUGCCCUAAAGUUUACCACUUGGCCUGUCAUAUACCUCCUCUCAUCAGCUUCCCAAUAGGUGACUGGGUGUGUACGCUGUGCAGAACUGACCAGGAGCCUGUGGAGACCUACGACUGUGAGAACAUGCAGUCCUGUGGGGGAGUCAAAGCUCCCUACACACUGUCCAACCAGGACCAGAGGAGGUGUGAGAAGCUGACUCUGCUGUUGUACUGUCACCAACUCAGCGCUCCGUUCCAUGAGCCUGUCAGCCCUAUGGCCCGAAACUACUACCAGAUCAUCAAGAGGCCCAUCAACCUGUCAGUGAUCCGCAGGAAACUGGACAAGAGCAACACCCUCCACUACUUCACCGCGAGCAGUUUGUCGAUGACGUCCUGUUGAUGUUCAAGAACUGCGCUACGUUCAAUUACCCAGACUCAGAGGUGGCCCAGGCCGGUCGAAACCUGGAGGGGUUUUUCUUGAGCAAACUGAAGGAGAUAUUUCCUGACCGGACAUUCCCAUCGGCCAGCCAGGACAGAACAGACAGAGCUCGCCUGCAGUGGUUUAACAGGAAGAGGAAGGAAAACAACAGGAAGAAGAGAUACGUCUUUAGUGGGAAAAAAUAUUACAUGUAACUUUGUAAGUUUAAACAUGAGUUAUAUGCUAUUUGCCCUUAAGUCUUUUAAUUAAUGGAGAACGUGCUGAGGUGAAGCGCUUUAUUCCAAAAUCAAGAUGUUGAUUUUGAAAACGGUUACAAACAUUAUGUGCUGCGGGAUCUAAGCUGGUUGAAUCAUUUUCAUAUUUCAGGUAUUUUCACAGAAUUUCAGGAAGAAGUGAUACUGUUUUUUUUAUUUGGAAUGAAGUAGGAUUUCAUAUAGAUCUCAUGAAAUGUGAAUUGAACAUUUUCCUGGAGAGUAAAAUUGAAGAACCACGUUUGAAGAAGAUGAUUUUUUAAAGAGGUCAAUCUACUUCUUAAAUGUACUGUAUGUUUUAUUAAAUUUGUGACUUACAUUGUACUUCAGUUAACUCUUCUAAGCUUAAAUUAGGGCCUCAGGUUAUCCAGGUAUAUGUGGUAACAUAAGCAUGGAAAAAACCUCGCACCUGGUUGGUUCUCCACUUUUUCAUAAUAUACACAUUUUUCACUUGAUUAUUCAACAGAGUCCGGUGUAUUUUUUCCUUUAUUCGUUGUUACUAUUUCAGAGGGUUUGUAAAUGCUUAUAAAAUCAAACUACAUAACACUCAAAAUCCAUCAAUCAAUGACAAACAGAGAGAACAAGUACAAAGAAAAAAAUAUAGGCUAUAAUAUAACACAUAAUUUCCCAAUCAAUACUUUCUUUAGUCCCAGACCGUUUCAGACACUCUUAAGACCCAUUUUGUCUGGUUCGUUGGUACGUUCUUCCACUAAAUACAGAUGACAGUUAUGUUAUGAAGUUGUUGAACUCUAUGUGGACUGACCUUGAAUCUUAUGUUCAGAAUUUGCAUAAGAAGUUGAGAAAGUGCAGCUUUGAUUUGUUUAGGAAUUUUGCUAAACUGAAUUUGUAGUUUCUUAUUUUCUUAUUUUAAAUUCUGAUUUUAACAUGAAAUUUAAUUAUAAAUAAGAUCAAAUUCUAUACAUAAGAUACAAAUAAAGUUUAUAUCAGUCAAAUUCUGAUAGGUCAAACUGUAGCUGAAAGACAGAAAACAUAUGUAUGACACCAUAAUGUGAAGGCAGCGUUUACCAAUCACUAGGCUGGGAAAUGAACAAAAGCAAAUAAGGACAAAUAAUGCUCUUGUAAACAGGUUGAUCGUUUAUCUACUGUAUCUCAGGUAACUGCUGAAUGAAGGGGAACACAUUUUUGUAAUCUGCAAAAGUACAGUUUCUUUUAAAUUACAGUAAGAAAUGUGUCCCCCACACCUGCCUCCCUCAAAACAAAACACAUGUAACCUUGUGCAUAUUAUGAAGAAACAUGUUAGUAGUUACUUAAAUUCUUACUUACUUGCACUUAAAUUUUUUUUGGUUUGUAGUUGUUGGUCAAUGUGCUCCUCCAGGUUCCUGCUGUUGCUACACACAAUUCCCCCACCAGUGGGCGUGCUUGUGUCUAAGACCUUAUAUUGGAGCCAAAUAAAGGUUUGAAAUUACAG
Messenger RNA from Micropterus salmoides (largemouth bass), 3597 nucleotides. RefSeq lists its product as uncharacterized. The record is from RefSeq and is a predicted model, not a curated record. The coding region runs from base 418 to 1878 and encodes 486 amino acids. Gene Ontology annotation, molecular function: protein binding. The transcript has 10 exons. Lineage: Eukaryota; Metazoa; Chordata; Actinopteri; Centrarchiformes; Centrarchidae.